This is a messenger RNA of Salarias fasciatus (jewelled blenny), 1619 nucleotides long. RefSeq names its product HSPA (heat shock 70kDa) binding protein, cytoplasmic cochaperone 1 (gene hspbp1). The transcript is spliced from 8 exons. Gene Ontology annotation, molecular function: adenyl-nucleotide exchange factor activity. The coding region runs from base 156 to 1166 and encodes 336 amino acids. Gene Ontology annotation, cellular component: endoplasmic reticulum. NCBI's taxonomy places the organism in Eukaryota, Metazoa, Chordata, Actinopteri, Blenniiformes, Blenniidae. The record is from RefSeq and is a predicted model, not a curated record.
ACAGCAUGGCGGCUCUCGUGUCGCUCAUGAGCUCAGCUCGCUGGAAAGUUCCAGUACAUUCACGUUUUGUCUUUUAAAGACUAUAUAAGUUAUUCGGGGCUCAGAGAAACAGAUUACACAUCGGCUCUACGCGAUUCUAUACAGUUGUUCGCAUCAUGUCAGAGAACAGAGACACCAGGAGAUACCCCAGAAACCUGCAGGGGGUCCUGCAGCUGGCGGUGGAGGCUGGAUCAGCCUCAGAGGGUCCUGCUCCCGUGGAGCAGAUGUCCGAGGAGAGAAAAGCCUGGUUGAGAGAAGCUCUCGCCGAUGUCUGCAAAGGGCAGAUGGAUGAAGUGGAGCAGAUGAAGCAGUGUCUGACCAUUCUAAACAAAGAGGAGGCCAGCGACAGAGAGACCAGCGAAGAGGAAGAUAGGGAUGAGGAUGAGAGUGACGAGCGGGAGUCGGCCUUUGAGUUGUUAUCUGAGUUAUGUGAGAAUCUGGACAACGCCCGAGACCUGAUGACUCUGGGUGGGCUGGACCUGUGUGUGUCUCGUUACCUGUCUCACGCCCGCAGUGGCCUGAGGUGGCACGCUGCAGAAGUCAUUGCCUCGUGCGCCCAGAACAUGCCGCAGGUUCAGGUCCACCUGCUCGGCAUCGGGGCGCUGCCGAAGCUGCUGCAGCUCACAGACUCAGACCCUCACCCCACCGUCAGAGUCAAAGCCCUGUACGCUGUGUCAUGUCUGGUACGAGAGCAGGAGGCGGGGCUGCAGGCCUUUCUGUCCCACGAUGGCUUCUCGGUGCUGAUGCGAGGGAUGCAGUCUCAGAACGAGAAGCUCAGGACCAAGUCGGCUUUCCUGCUCCUUAACCUGCUCACCUCCCAUCCGGAGCACAAAGCUGCAGUGGUCUCCAUGGGCAUGGUGGAGCAGCUGGUGGCAGUUCUCCGCACUCCACAUUCUCCUUUCCAUGAGCAUGUUCUCGGCGCUCUUUGCUGUUUGGUGGAAGACUUUCCACAAGGGAUCAAAGACUGCAGGAACCCGGCUCUGGGUCUGGAGGAGCUGCUGAGGCAGCGAGCCAAAGAGCUCCAGGGAAGAGAAGAAAACCAGGAGGAGCUCGACUUCUGCCAUCGAUUGAGGAGUUUGUGUUUCCGUGGGGGGAAGCAGUCAGACGACAACGGGAUGGACCGCUGAAGUCUUUUAUAUUCUUUCUUCCGUUUUUUUUUUUUUUUUUUUUACAAACCUCAGCUGUGCAAAAAGAUGCAACAAAGUAUUCAUGAGCUGGAUCAUGGAUGUCGUCCUGCUGUGUCUCUCUCACAGCAGCCACUGUUGAUAUUUUACAUGUCAUCCAGAAACUGGAGUUUGCUGUGUAAAUUCCUGUAUAAAACACUUUGUCAUGUCUGUUAUUUGAGUUCAGUGUUUACCGUCAUUUGUAUGUUUUAUUGUUACUCCAAUCCAAUCUGUUUAAAGUGUGAUGUGUUAUUUUUUAAUUGUUAAGGUCAGAUUAAGUGGCUGAAAUAUAUUUAAAGCAUUUUGUUUCCGUCCUCAAAAACAAAAAUCACAUUGAUAGAUCAUGUAUUUAUUUAUUUUUUAACUAAACACAUGAUGCACAAACCUCACAGAAAAAUAAAUAAUCCCUCAAAAUUC